Molecule: messenger RNA, 4384 nt
Organism: Mercenaria mercenaria
Lineage: Eukaryota; Metazoa; Mollusca; Bivalvia; Venerida; Veneridae
Product: serine/threonine-protein kinase Nek5-like
Exons: 12
Coding region: 321-1598 (425 amino acids)
Biological process (GO): protein phosphorylation
Molecular function (GO): ATP binding; protein kinase activity
Source: RefSeq, a predicted model, not a curated record
GUGGCAUUUAAAGUUACCUAUAUUUUAUCGAUAAAGCAAGUACAUAACAUAAACAUAAUCUUUGGGAAUUUCUACUUCUAUUUUUAUUAAAUCAUCGCAAUUUUAUCAAAAUAGACACAGAAGAUGGUGAAAGAGUUUCGUUUUCUAACUACACAGAUUAAUUAAGAAUUGGAUAUUCGUUUACUAAUAAGAUUGUUAAAGAAUGGAUAUAGACCACUAAAUAAAUUCAUAAAUUUAGAUUUUACGUCGGCUGUGGUAUUUAAUCUCAUUGAUACAUUAAAUGAAUACUUCUUCUGACGAACUCCGGUUCUCUUGUAGACAUGUCACAACGCAAAAAAAUGGAUACACAGCAUGUAGGAGGUUACUGGUUUUAUGAGAAGGACUUAAUUGGAAAAGGAACUUUUGGAAAGAUAUAUCGAGCGCAAAGAGAAGGAUCAAAGGGAUCUGAGAAUAUGGUAGCAAUUAAAGAGAUAAAUUUGAAGCCAUGCAGUACGAAGGACAAAGAACAUGUUCAAAGGGAGGCAGAGGUUCUUCAAACAUGUCGGCACGAAAAUCUCGUGCAGUUUGUGGAGUCAUUUAGUAAGGAUAACUACCUUUAUAUAGUUAUGGAGUUGUGCAAUGGGGGAAAUCUACGAAAGCGUAUAAAUGAAAAUGAAGGCUUAAAAGAGAGAGAAUGUAUUAAUAUAUUGGAACAAAUAUGUAAUGGUCUAAAGUAUUUACAUGACAAAAACAUUGCACAUCGUGAUGUGAAAACCACAAAUAUUCUAUUGCAAAAACAAAAUGGCGAACUUGUUGUUAAAAUUGGCGAUUUCGGAGUUGCAAAAGUGAUGGACAUGUCCCGACCAACUGUUGGUGUAGGAUCCCCAUACUUCAUGAGUCCUGAAAUGAUCAGCGGAAAACCGUACGACCAAAGCACGGAUAUUUGGAGUCUAGGUUGCUGCGCCUAUGAAAUGGCCACGACAGAUGUUCCUUAUGAAGCAAAGAAGAUUGAUAGUCUAAAGCGGAGAAUAAAUGAAAAACAAGUGGAGAGUUCUAAAAUUCCGUAUUGCAGGCAUAUGCAGGAUCUUAUCUCAGCAAUGAUGGAAAAGGAAAAAACACGUAGACCCAGUGCUCAACAGAUACUAACCUUUCUUCAUCAACAUAAUCCUACUACGCACACAACUGAGCCUCCAGAAACCGAAGGACGAAGAGUUCCUAACCAAUUUGCCAGUACUUGGCCAGGCAGAGCAUCUACGUCUCAAAGUAAACCCACCCAUGACACUAGUGGAUAUGACACUAACGAUGAACAAAGCAACGAGGAGUGCAGUAUUGUACAUGUCCCAGUGAAAAUGACAGAAGAAGAAAAGGACUACCUGGCUAAAGCAGAUCAAUUACAGAAAGAUAUAUGUAAGAAGCUUGGUGGCGACACAGACCUCCUAUCUAAAAUCAACGUUGUAAUUGGAAGAACGAAGCACAUGGAUAAUGACACCAAAUUCAUGGCUGAUAUGGAGAAACUACUUGACAGAACAGCGUUUGCUAAAUGCAGGGUUGAUCUGAAGGCAUUAUGGAUUUACCAAACGGAACUUCUGAAGAAAAAUUUCAAAAUUGCUUGGAGCUGAUCCUCUAAUUGUUGAUUUAAUUGUGAUUACCUUCAUUUCUGUUAAACAACCAUUUGUACUAGGAGAUUGAUGAAUCUCAUAGCACAGGCGAUUAGAUUUUCAUUUUUUUUUUGCAUGUGCUCGUGUGCAUAGAAAUAGGUUCAAGAAUUUUGCUUUAUCAUCGUAAACAACAAAACUGAUAAGAUAUCCGAAUGCUGAUAUGAUUUUGAAACCUUUGUUAACUUUUCCCAUUGCGAUAUUCCAUAGAAAUCCUGUAGACUGAUUUAGGUUACACUAAAUUUGAACAUUUCCAAUGAUUUAUAAGCUUUCGUAAGUUUUGACAUCUGUACAGGACAUCAUUUUAAAGUCCGCUCAUUUCAAGACAACGAUAAAAAAUUAUACUGGUCCACUACAUUGAAUGGGCAAAGGUUUGUAUAGUAUGGUGUGUUUCUUUCAAUUUAAUCAAUCCACAUUAAUUUCAUAACUAUAUACUUAACACAAAUCGUAAUCGAGAAUCGGAGCAUUCCUUACAGAUUUUGUUUUUAUAAUGUUUAAAGACUAUUUCCUUUGUUGUACCAUUUCUGUCUUCAGGGCUUUAUAAAGUAUGGGCAUUUUAUUUAUUUCUGUCUUCAGGGUUUUAUAAAGUAUGGACAUUUUAUUUCGUAUAGUUAGCUACCCGCUAGAAAUGGUCAUUGGUCUCUAAUUACGGCCAAUAUAAAUUUUCACAACACUGCAAAAAAAACGUGAAGACAUAUUUUUCCAAUGGGCAGUUGAAACUCCUGGUUUUAUAUUUGUUUUCUAACCAUUCUGGAAAAUGUUUCUAGUGUGAUAAGAAACCAUUUUCACGCAGAUGUAUGUAAAUAUACUGAACAAUUUUUAAAACCAUUAACAUCAAUUUCAAACUUUAAAGAUUAACACUGCAAUAUUUGAAGUUAUUGAUAAGUAGAGAGCAUAUACCUCUUAAUUGUUAUACUUUUUCGUAAGACCUAUGUGCCAAAACGUUCAUUUUGGUACUGACUUUAUCAAAACGAACAUUGUUUGAUAUGUAAAAAAUGCGUGGUGUAGAUUCUAAUUAGAUUGAUUUAUUUAAUUUUAGUCUUUUAUACAUAUUUUGUAAUGCGCCCCCUUCGUAUCUAAACUCUAACAAUGAUUUUAUUCAAUUUGAGUUUUAUCAUUUCGAGUCUAACAUGUCACCAAGGAUUUUUAUAUACUGUACAUUGUUUCUGUGGGUUUCUUUUCCAUCUCGCCGCUAUGACGUUUGACGCUAUGACGUAAUAAUUGUGACGUACAAAGAGUGAAUUGUUUCUUAAUAGCACACAAUUUCCAGUCUUUUUUUGUUUAAUACUUUUCUGGUCGUGUUAGAAUAAAUAAUAUUGCACUUUGCACAAUGAUCCAUUGAAAUUAUUUUAAACUGGUAUUCCAAUCUAUUUUUGUUUUGAAACCUUGUCAGCGCAACUUCUGAACAGGUGCUUGAACUUCAUGAAACUUUACACCAAAGGUAUGAAGUGUAGCUGUGCAUAUCAUCGUUAUGUUCUGCUCCGAUGAUAUUUUUCAUUCAGUAAUUCACUUUUGGUAAUUAAAUCAAGAAAUUAAGAACUAAUUGAAUCUCCUUAUACAAUAAUGUCGUUAUUACUUUUCUCUUUUUAUGUCACAUUUCCUGAUAACAUGUAUACUAAAUGCAGUGGGCAUGCAUGACAUAUUCUUUUUUACAUUUCCUGAUAACCUGCAAACUAAAUGCAGUGGGCAUGCAUGACAUAUUCUUUUUUACAUUUUACCCCCUAAUGAUAUUAAUGUAAAUUAUCUUGUUCAAUUUUAUCUAUUGUUUUAGUAUUUGCUAGAGAUUUUUUGCAUUUAUUGUAUAAUUAUGUUCUUUGCAAAGGAAGAAUGAACUGAUAUUAGGUGAGUUAAGUGCCAAAUAUGAUGGCCAUCAGUCCGAAUGAAUAACUGUUCUAUUUUUGUAUAAAACGAGGGUUAAUUUAAUGUUACGGUUGAUAUUGGUUAUUCAGAACGAGUUAUACUUGAAUAUGUGAUAACUCGAAUUGCAAUAUUUAGUUAUCAUGAUUUUGUAUCAUUCAUAGUGCCUUCGUAAGUUUUAAGAUGCAUUUACAUUGACGUUUGCGAGCUCUAUCUUGUCAUUUUAUUGAAAUGCAAAACACAAGUCAUUACAAGUCAUUGUACAAAGUCUUCUACUAAAACGGAUCAUUUACACAAUGUAGAUAAUAAAAACAGAAAUGUGUCUAUUUAUGUCGCCAAAUGUAUUACAUAAUUGUAUUAUACAAACAAUGUCCCAGCCCGCCCGCUUAGCUCAGUAGGUAAGAGCGUUGGUAUACGGAUCUCGGGGUCGCGAGUUCGAUCCUCGGGCGGGGCGUAUUUGAUAAACGAUACUGUGUCUGAUAUCAUUAGUCCUCCACCUCUGAUUCAUGUGGGGAAGUUGGCAGUUACUUGCGGAGAACAGGUUUGUACUGACACAGAAUCCAGGAACACUGGUUAGGUUAACUGCCCGCCGUUACAUGACUGCAAUACUGUUGAAAAAUGGCGUUAAACCCAAAACAAACAAACGAUGUCCCCGUGGGUCCAAAACCUUCUGGAAAUUAUAUAAAUAAACUUAUCAAAUUUGUCAAACUUGAUAUGUUGUCAUCAAAAAUAAUAUUUGUCAGGAAAGUGUCAUUAAUUUGAAAUGCAAAAUAUUUUUUCUAAACGGUCUUUUUCAUCAAUAGAUAAUGUUAAAUCUGUAGAAAUUUUGCACUUUUUAAAGAACUGCAACUGAAAAUAUGUGAUCUAUGUUAAUAAAAUCGUAGACAAGAUUA